GCACACUUCAGAGCGGAGCAACUGUUGUUUUGGAUGUCGUCUACUCUAGAUGCACUACACUGAGAAUUGCAAUUCAGAAGAAGCCACCUGUUGAGCCUUCAACUUGAAAAUUAAAAGGCAUCUAUGAAGUAAAAAAAAACAUCUGACUGCAUUCUGGCUUCUUGGACAUAGAUUGAGACUUCGUGAUGGGUGAGGUAGUGAAGGAUCAGAAGACAGAAAGGAUGUCCAGCAAAAGUCUAGAGAAGAGUCAACAUAUCGAACAAUCUGCACCGGACGGCGGAUGGGGCUGGAUGAUUGUGGCUGGUUGUUUCCUUACCACUGUUUGCACACGUGGUGUCACCAGGUGUGUGUCCAUCUUCUUUGUGGAGUUCCAGACAUAUUUUUCCAGAGAUUAUUCCGCAACUGCUUGGAUCCACUCUCUGUUGGAUUGCACUACAAUGUUAUGUGCACCAUUGGGUAGUUAUAUCGGGAACCGCCUCUCCUCCCGUAUAGCUAUCAUAAUUGGUGGGAUACUUUCCUCUGCCGGCCUGCUGCUCAGUUCAUUGGCCACCAGCCUGGAGUUUCUGUACCUUACACUGGGUGUUGUCACAGGUCUCGGAUUUGCUCUCAGCUACACGCCCGCGAUCGCCAUGGUGGGUUCUUACUUCACCGAGAGGAAAGCGCUAGCUUACGGAAUCUCCAUGUCGGGAAGCGGCAUCGGAACUUUCAUCCUGGCUCCUGUUGUGCAACUCCUCAUCGAGCGCUUUUCAUGGAGGGGGGCACUGCUUAUUUUAGGGGGAUUGGUAUCCCACCUGUGUGUCUGUGGAGCCCUCAUGAGACCUCUGGGGGGCCAGAGUAGAAGGGAGAAGAUGGAGUUGGAGAACAACAAAAAAGUUGAUUUGCUGAAUGUGAAACUAACAGAUGCGAAACGCAAUGCACAGGAUUUUAUGCAGUUAGAAGGGAAAACAGAGAAGGACACAUAUGUAGAGUCUGCAAAGGAUUUGCAAAAAGGUGGUAAAGAACAUAUGGAGAUGGAUGAUACAGAAAAACACUCCAGCGAAGAGCUGAAACAGAAUAUCUCAGAACACGCAAAGAUGAACGAACUGAACAAAGACUCACAUCUCGCUUUCCGAGAUUUAGUACAAUCAGGUGACCCGCAUUCGUGCUGUUUGCCCAUCAACCGGGAAAUCGUAACAAUCCCAGAGUCAAAGUCUCAAUCAGUAGUUAACUUUAACCAAACCGUUCUGGUACAUUCAAAGGUGGCAAACACAAUGAUGCUGGAUGAGCCCACGAACAGUAUAUGUUCCAAACUAAGAAAUACAAUAUUGAGGGAAACUUCCUUCCUGUUGAUACCAGACUUCCUGCUGUUGCUCGUGUCCUUCUUGUUCCUUGCGUACGGUUGCAGUGUGCCGUUUGUUUAUCUCGUGCCAUAUUCCCUGGGUGCAGGCGUCAGCCCCCAGCAAGCGCCAUUGCUUAUGUCCGUACUUGGAGUUUCGGGGAUUGUGGGUACUAUCACUUUCGGAUGGAUUGCGGACAGAAAGUGUUUGAGGUCAUAUCGGAUGGUGAGCUACAUGCUGGCUGUGGGGUCAGAAGGGCUCAGUUGUCUUUUCCUGCCUCUCCUGAGAAGUUUUGCCCUGCUGGUGCCAUUUUCUCUCUUCUAUGGCUACUUUGAUGGAGCUUACGUUGCACUGAUCCCUGUGGUGACCUCUGACAGUGUUAGCCCCAACCACCUGACAUCAGCGCUGGGAGUGGUUUACUUUCUUCAUGCCAUCCCCUACCUCAUCAGCCCACCUAUUGGAGGUUGGUUAGUGGAUCAGACAGGGUCCUACACAAUUACUUUCUUCCUCAGUGGAAUCUCUCUGAUCUGCAGUGCUGUGAUUUUGGGUGCUGUCAGAUUGAUCCUCCAUUGCACUAGAGGGCGCUCUUGCUUAAACUGACACCAAACGACACGUUUCCUGGAAACGGUUUGCAACGGUGUGCAACAGGGUUUGAGAUACGUUUUCUCUUGUUUGGUGGGUGUGUCAAGCCAUAUAGCAAUCAGCAACAACAUGUAUAUAACCCACGCGGUAUUAAAGAGACAGCUCACACAAUGGGUCCAAGUAGUCGUCUAAAUAUGUGUCUGCUCCAGCUCGGUAUACGCAACAAUUGAAAAUAUUAGAAGAGAUGUAUUUUGCAGUAUGCAACAUGUAUUUAUACCGAUUUCAGCAGGCUCCGGAAAUUCUUUAAAAAGAACAUUAAGAAUGUCCUUCUCAGCUGCCGUAGUUCAACUCUUGCGUCAUCACAACAGGGUGUUAAAGCGCACCACCGUUUCCGUUUAAUAAAGGCUUUGCAACGUUUUGUUCAGCCCCGAUCUUCAACCAUUAUGCAUACAAAAACGAUCACUUUCAAGAAACAUGCAAGUAUUAUAAAAGUGUCACCUCCAGAGAAAACUGUUCUAUUGCCAAAAUGCAGAAAUAUACCAGCGUUUGUGAACAGACUUUAUGGAUUGUGUACAAUCCAUUCAUAGUGAUCAAGAAACUCAAAGAAAAGUCAAUAAUCCCUUGUU
This is a messenger RNA of Triplophysa rosa, 2524 nucleotides long. RefSeq names its product solute carrier family 16 member 12a (gene slc16a12a). Gene Ontology annotation, molecular function: monocarboxylic acid transmembrane transporter activity. The record is from RefSeq and is a predicted model, not a curated record. Bases 186 to 1916 code for a protein of 576 amino acids. Gene Ontology annotation, biological process: transmembrane transport; monocarboxylic acid transport. NCBI's taxonomy places the organism in Eukaryota, Metazoa, Chordata, Actinopteri, Cypriniformes, Nemacheilidae. The transcript is spliced from 8 exons.